AUGGCAACCCGCUCCCGGAGCACCGCUCGUCCCCUGUCCCCUCUUGAUCAAGGAGAGUUGGGACCCGCUAUUUUGGCAACCGCCGAUGAGCCAACAAGCCUUGAACCCAAGGUCUAUGGGGAAGUCUCCCUCAGCCGCGCAAUCUCCCUCCUCCUGGGAUUGCAAAACCAAAUCCUCCGGCUUGAGCGGGAACUCGAGGAACAAAAAGAAGCAACAAAGGAAGCCCAAGACUGGAUGGGAGCAGUCAACCAAACCCUCACUUGCGUUGAGGCUAGGGGUGGAGCCCCGCACACACCAGAAGACCAGAAACCCCCGGCAGUUGAGGCCACGCCCAGGCCCUUACCAAAAACCAACCCUCUUCCAGCGCCUAGUGCGCCCCUCAUCACCUGGGCCAACCCUACCAAAGCUCCCCCCGCCUUCGCCCAGCCUACUCCAGUCCGGGCUGCCCAAAGAAGCUAUACUCCCCCUCCACCUUUGCCUAUCCGACUCCGUUCCCCCCAAGUCCCACAACCAGCGGCCCCUGUAGCCGCUUAUCAAGCCCCAGUUAAGGUGGACCACCCUGACGCCUAUACGGGGAAGAUAGGGAAUGAAGCCCGCCAGUGGCUCACACAAAUGCUGGCAUGGGUACGUCUAAACCAACGGAUGUUCCCCACGGAUCAGGAGGUCCUAUCAUUCCUCCUGAUGAACAUGAAGGACGUAGCAGGUGCCUGGGCUCACCCCCACCUCGAUCAACUUGGGUCCCACAGGGCCCUUAUCCAAACAGUUGACAAAUUCAGGACGGAAUUCUUGGCUGCAUUUGGAAACCCGGAUGCUACGCGAGCCGCCAAGCGGCAAAUUACACAACUUACUCAGACAGGAACCUGUGCUGAGUAUAUCACAAAGUUUAGGACCAUCGCCAUGGACCUAGACUGGAACAACGCCGCCCUUCGUGGGCAAUUUGCACAAGGCCUCCACUGGGAGGUCAGCCGCCUCAUAGCCACCCAAGAGCGGCGCCCUACAACACUCCUUGAGCUGCAGAAUGCGGCUCUGGUCAUCAACAACGCCCUCCGUGAGGAACGUACCAGCCACCCGCCUAAGGGUAAUAAGUCUGGAAGCUCUUCCACCCCCAACAGGGGGGCGAGUACCGGCCAACAGGCCACGAGACCAGGGCGCCUCUCCAGCGAUCCCAAUUUUGUCUCUGAGGAGGAACAAAACCGCCGCCGGGCUGAAGGCCUAUGCAUCAAGUGCGGCAAAUCAGGGCACAAGUUUGCGGAAUGCCGCACUGGCUGGAAAGCCACACCCAAGGAGGAAGGUGUCAAGAAGGAAGCCGCCAAGAUUGGCAAAGAAUCUGGGCCCAAAUUGGGAAAAGAUUAA
Rhizoctonia solani is the source of this 1353-nucleotide messenger RNA. Its product is annotated as Retrotransposon gag protein. NCBI's taxonomy places the organism in Eukaryota, Fungi, Basidiomycota, Agaricomycetes, Cantharellales, Ceratobasidiaceae. Gene Ontology annotation, molecular function: zinc ion binding; nucleic acid binding. The transcript has a single exon. The record is from RefSeq and is a predicted model, not a curated record. The coding region runs from base 1 to 1353 and encodes 450 amino acids.